Messenger RNA from Peromyscus eremicus (cactus mouse), 2133 nucleotides. It is a transcript of the gene Rhoa, whose product is annotated as ras homolog family member A. Gene Ontology annotation, molecular function: GTP binding; GTPase activity. The record is from RefSeq and is a predicted model, not a curated record. Gene Ontology annotation, cellular component: cleavage furrow; dendritic spine. The coding region runs from base 459 to 1040 and encodes 193 amino acids. The transcript has 7 exons. Gene Ontology annotation, biological process: small GTPase-mediated signal transduction; stress fiber assembly; cell migration. Lineage: Eukaryota; Metazoa; Chordata; Mammalia; Rodentia; Cricetidae.
CCGCCACCGCCCGCCCUCGUUCGCUCGCGCUCCCCGCCCGCCGCCCGCGGUCCUCUGUCGGUUCUCUCCUCAGUCCGCCGUCUCCCGCGGAGCUGCCGGUCCUCGUCUCCGAGCUUGCGGACUCGUGGACAGGCGUCCUGAGCGCGAAGAGGCCGGACUCGGAGUCGUCGCCUUGAGCCUUGCAUCUGAGAACUUCCAGGUACUUUGUACAGCCACUGUCACGGAAGCUGUGUGUUUUUCAGCAUCUCUGUAAGUGCUAAGGUUCAAACCCAAGGCUUUCCACAUAUGCCAGAAGGAAGCACUGCUGCUGAACUACACCCCAACCUCAUUAUUGAGCCCUUGAAAAAUUAGAUUGUUUUGCAUUUUGUUUGGUGUCCAAGUGUCUAGAAAUGGUAGAAAGCUUGCUGUAAUCAUCGCUGUUUCUUCUGUAUAAUUGGCCUUUUGAAGAUACAUGAGCGAUGGCUGCCAUCAGGAAGAAACUGGUGAUUGUUGGUGAUGGAGCUUGUGGUAAGACGUGCUUGCUCAUAGUCUUCAGCAAGGACCAAUUCCCAGAGGUUUAUGUACCCACAGUGUUUGAAAACUAUGUGGCAGAUAUUGAAGUGGAUGGAAAGCAGGUAGAGUUGGCUUUGUGGGACACAGCUGGACAGGAAGAUUAUGAUCGCCUGAGGCCUCUCUCCUAUCCAGACACUGAUGUUAUACUGAUGUGUUUCUCCAUCGACAGCCCUGAUAGUUUAGAAAACAUCCCAGAAAAAUGGACUCCUGAAGUCAAGCAUUUCUGUCCCAAUGUGCCCAUCAUCCUGGUUGGGAACAAAAAGGAUCUUCGGAAUGAUGAGCACACAAGACGGGAGUUAGCCAAAAUGAAGCAGGAGCCGGUAAAACCUGAAGAAGGCAGAGAUAUGGCAAACAGGAUUGGCGCUUUUGGGUACAUGGAGUGUUCAGCAAAGACCAAAGAUGGAGUGAGAGAGGUUUUUGAAAUGGCCACGAGAGCUGCUCUGCAAGCCAGACGUGGGAAGAAAAAAUCUGGGUGCCUCAUUUUGUGAAGCCUUGUGCAAGCACAGCCCUCAUGCGGUUAAUUUUGAAGUGCUGUUUAUUAAUCUUAGUGUAUGAUUACUGGCCUUUUCAUUUAUCUAUAAUUUACCUAAGAUUACAAAUCAGAAGUCAUCUUGCUACCAGUAUUUAGAAGCCAGCCAUGAUUAUUAAUGAUGUCCGACCUGUCUGCCCAGCCAGGGUCUUUCUGACACUGCUCUAACAGCCCUCUCUGCUCUCCACCUGACACCAGGCGCUAAGGCAAAGAAGUUCUUAACUUCUUGCUUCUUUCUAGAAAGAAACAGUUGGUAACUUUUGUGAAUUAGGCUGUAACUACUUUAUAACUAACAUGUCCUGCCUCUCAUCUGUCAGCUGCAAGGAACUCUGGUGAGUCACUACUUCAGAGCUUUCCUCCUAACAGAUCCCAUUGGCAGAGCUCUGGGGAAGGCAUCCAGCUUUUUGAAAACUUGCUCAGCCAGAAAGGCCCAAGUCCACACAGCUGUGGCAGAGUUACAGUUCUGUGGUCUCAUGUUAGUUACCUUAUAGUUACUGUGUAAUUAGUGCCACUCGAUGUAUGUUACCAAAAAUAAAUAUAUCUACCCCAGACUAGAUGUAGUAUUUUUUGUAUAAUUGGAUUUCCUAAUACUGAUAUUUGUCAUUCCCACAGAAAGUGUAUUGUUUUCUUUUCUUUUCUUUUUUUUUUUUUUUUUUUUUAAGAAAGUGUAUUUGGAAAUAAAGUCAGAUGGAAAUUUCAUUUUUUAAAUUCCCAUUUUUUCACUCUAAUAAGAUAUGGCCAUAUCUUUCCUAUUCAACCCUAUAUAUCAUCCCAGUACCCCUUUCCAAACUGGACUAAGUAAAUAGGACUUUGGUUUCACGCCUGAGGCAGUUACUCCUUGGAGGUGGCAUGGCCUUUCUCACCUGACUGCAGGGUCUGGCUCUCUCUAAGUCACAGUGCUCCUUUAUCCACACUGUAUCCAAGUUGCCUCCCAGAGGAGCCACCAGUUCUUAAGGGUGGCAAGGGAGGUCUUCUCUUCUCUCCAGCUGACUAAACUUUUUUUCUGUACCAGUUAAUUUUUCCAACUAAUAGAAUAAAGGCAGUUUUCUAAA